Labrus bergylta (ballan wrasse) is the source of this 4628-nucleotide messenger RNA. RefSeq names its product glucocorticoid induced 1a (gene glcci1a). Gene Ontology annotation, biological process: podocyte development. The record is from RefSeq and is a predicted model, not a curated record. NCBI's taxonomy places the organism in Eukaryota, Metazoa, Chordata, Actinopteri, Labriformes, Labridae. Gene Ontology annotation, cellular component: cytoplasm.
UGUUGUAGUUUAGUCGUUUAUUAAGUGCUGUUUGUCUACUCGGAAAUGUGAAAACAAGUGGAGAGUGAAAAAAACUUCAGUAACUUUGAGAAAGUUUGUUAAAAAAAAAAAAAAAUGGAUUACGCGCGGGUCGUUUGCGCAUUUACAAUUCUGUAAAGUGCCGUAAUGAGCGUAAUAACACGACGUUGCACUUUUACCACUCGUGUUGUUACAUAAACAAACUUUAUAAGCUGGACGUUAUGUCAGCAUCAACAGCAGAAGCCAGCUCGUCAUCCCUGCAGCGGGUAACACACAGCGGAUCCCCGCCAGCCUCCUGCAGCAGCAGCAGCACCGCGGUCCGGUUACAUCCUAUCCGCGCCACGGUGCCGUACCAGCUUUUGCGUGGAAAUCAGCACAGCCCAACCCGCUCCGUUUCCUCCUCCUCCUCCUUCUCAGCAGCAGCCGGGAGCAACUCAGGAGGACCGACGACGUCCCGUUGCUCCAGUCCCGCCAACCCGAGUGGAAGCGGCUCCUCGGACGGCAGGCUGGUCCCCAAGCAGAGACUGUCACCGCCGGACAGCAGGAGCUCACCUGAACGCUCUCCCCUCUCGCCUCCCCCCAAAGUUGAAAGGACAAAACCCCAGCAGGUGCGGAGCUCGGGGGCCAUUUGGCGGACUUCCUCCCUGGGCACUAUCGCAGGGCCCUACCUCACCGGGCAGUGGCCUCGUGACCCCCAUGUGCACUACCCAUCUUGUAUGAAAGAUAAAUCCACACAGACUCCUGGAUGUUGGAGUGACGAGGCUGGAGAGAAGAGGAGCACCCACCAGCGCUCUGCGUCCUGGGGCAGCGCCGACCAGCUCAAAGAGAUCGCGAAGCUCCGGCAGCAGCUCCAGCGCGGCAAACAAGGAGGACGUCACAGUAAAGAGAGAGAGCGCCUGUCCCCCCUCCAGUACACCACCAUCACCUACAGCGCCCUGACCAGCCCCACCAAUCACACGUCCACAGGCAGCCUCUAUCAGCAGUUUUCCAUGUCGAAGUCGGCUCAGAUGCCGCUGUCCAACAUCACGGUGCCAAAGCCCUCCAUCUCCAGGGUGCCCAGCAGCAUGGAGGGCAUCAACCACGAGCUGGAGAAGGUCUUCAUCAAAGACAACGGCGAGAAGGAGGAGCUGAAGUCUCUGGAGGUCCCUGACGGCCGGAGGGCACCCUUCCAGCCUCAGCAGCGCAGCAGCAGCACCCGCAGCGUGGACACCCAGACCCCCUCAGCCCCCGGGCGGUCCAGCAGCUGCUCCAGCCUGUCGCCCUGCCCCUCGCCCGCCUGCCCCCCAGGAUCACAUGACGGCAGUCCUUACUCCACAGAAGAACUACUCUACGACCGGGAUAAAGACAGUGGAAGCAGCUCACCUCUGCCCAAGUUCGCCUCCUCGCCCAAACCAAACAACAGCUACAUGUUCAAGCGAGAGCCGCCAGAGGGCUGUGAGAAGAUUAAAGCUUUUGACGAACAGAGCUCCAGACAGUCAGCAUCAGCGUCGGUCCCGCUCUUCUCCUGCCCCGACAAAAACAAGGUCAACUUCAUCCCGACGGGCUCGGCGUUCUGCCCCGUCAGACUCCCCGGCUCCCUGCACCUCAACCCGGCCUCGCAACCCGAGGAGGACGAGGACGACACGGAGCCGCAGGGGGCCACGUCGCUGUACGGCGCCCUGACUCAGGUCUCCACGAGCACCAGCACAGACGACCCCCCGGAGGAGCCCGGCUCGCCCUCAGAGACCUCAGACCCCCCCACAGACAGCCCGGCCAUCAGCUAGACCUGAGCAGAGCUGGCCUCUGGCUUCGGGAUCCACCGAGCAUCACCACUGACUGUCCCACCAACACCUCCCUCUGCUCCGCUGGGGAGGGGGGGGGGGCUCUGUCUCUCUGUGCUGACCCCCUCCCCCCCCCCUUCUAUCUCUGCAUGACGUAGCAACAAUGUCCCAACAACCACCACCGCCACUACAAAGACUCGCCACCUCGUUGUUUGUCCUGCGUUCGGUCGUUGGCAGAGGAGGAGCUGAUGGUUACGUGCAGGCAUCGGAGCACUAUGGAUGGGGGGAGGGGCAUGCAUUUUAAACUGGUAGUAUAUUUCUGAUUAAAUUAUGUGUUAUUGUGUUCAGUUUCAACAUUCACAGUAUGAAUAAGCUCUCUAAACGUAUAUAUACACAUAUAUCUCUAUGAAAAGAAAGAAAUGCUCGUUUCAAAAGAAGAAAAUCCAAAACCGUGUAUUGCUGUGCGACAAAGCGAACGGGAGGAACAGCUGUACUAUUCAGGAUUCUGUUUACACGAUCAAGGUGUCAUUGGUAAACCCGCUCUAAAGAGACAAAAAAAAAGAGGAAAAAAAAGUCAAAAUGGCCGCAUAUUUGGUUGCACAGCGUCUGCAUCUGGCCGCGCGCUUCAGGUAAUUUCACAAUCAGAGUGUGUACUCAGGUAAUCUGGUGUGUGUGUGUUUGUGUGUGUGUGUGCGUGUGUGUCCAUACAAAGAUCUGCAGAACAGGUUUCAUUGGUUUUCCUGGUUUCUCUCAUUCCCAGACGAAUCAUUCCUUUAGUUCCAGAGUGCGGUCUGAGAGCAGAGUGUGAGGCUGAAGGGUCGGUGGUGGGGGUCGGGUCGGGACGGGACGGGACGGGCCACACACACUGUGACUGAUUGCACUGACCACUGGGUGUGUGUGUGUGUGUGUGUGUAUGUGUGUGUGUGUGUGUUGAAACACGCUGGACAGACUCUUGGAUGAUAUGCAGCUGUUGUUGUUGUUGUUGUUUUUUUUUUUGCUUGAAGAAGGUGUGUGUGAUUUGUUGAUAGUGGACCAGAAGUGGACGAGCCUGCAGAACCGUCAUGUGAAGAAACAAUCAAACUGAAGCGUUCGGUGCAGGUUGGAGGUUCAGUUGUACAAUCACUUUUUAUGAGCUGGAAAAAAAAUCUGAAUGCAAACCUAAUUUCUGUGGCCAAAGAAGCAGUUUCAUCAUUUACCUUAGAGGUCAUAUAUUAUGCCGAAUACACUUGACCACACUAAAUAACACUAGCCUGCUCUUCAAACCCCACAAUUAUGAGAAAGGUCCAUCCUCUCCCUCUGUUUCCUGCUCCACUUUAAAAAAAUAAAAAUAAAAAAGGGUUGUAGGUAUGAGCCAUGUAGACCCCAACUUAUGUUUAAAAAAAACAGGAAUUCAACUUAAACACUGACUUAAUCAAGAAUAUAUCCACAGUGAAACUGGGUAUUCAUCUGGUGUUUUCAGCUUGUUCUGCUGCCCCCUAGUGGUAAAAAGAAAUUAAGAGUCUAGAUUUAAAAUUGAAAAUAUGUGCACCACGAUCAAAAUGUAGGACUGCAUUAGAAUGGAUAUGUAUCACGAUGUAGGGACUACAACUCGAUGUACACUGAUAUAUUUCUUUGUUGCACAUGAACAACCCUGCCUGCUUCAUACGCGUAUUGUCUUAUACUUCUUUACAUUGGAGGCUUGUGAUUCACCUCGUCUCUGCUCACAUGUUGACAUUGAAGGGGGGGAGAAUCACAGAGCAGACGAUGGAUUACAACACAGAUAUGAAGCUGUACAGGGGGUUAAAUGAGACAGGAGGAACCAGCACCACUCUCUGUUCACCUCCAGUCUCUGCACGUGAACUCUGAUUUAACCCCGGCUCUCUUGUUGUGUUGUGUAUGUUCAGUGCAUGAAGCUACACACUCGCUGCACAAGACAGAAACUAUUUCAGGGCCAAUCAAGAAAAGUGUUUGUACAACUUUAAACUCCAACCUGCACUUUAAAAAAAAAAAAACAACUUAAAGACUGUUCUGAUAAUCCAAAUGUUGCUAUUCCAUUUAAAGCAUUCCAUAAGAGUUUAGCACCCGAGACAGAAAAUAGACUCACGAUGCUUUCGCUCCUAAAAAUAUCUCUCAGCCUUUUGAUCGGAGACGCGCCGCAGCGGAGAGACGUUUGGUCGCAGCGCCUUCAUGUGUUUGUGAUUCACAGAUGAAAGGGCCACAGUGGCCUGCCUGCCUGCCUCCCUCUCACUGUCUGUCUGUUCAUACUCGAAAAACAUCUCAUGUACUCUGCGCUGAACACCGUCCUCUCGGCUGUCAAUGAGCAUCGACCCCCCCGCCCAAGUGUAAAUGAUCCACACCUUUCAUUUGCAAGAGUGAACUAUAACCCACAUUUAUUUUGGUAUCUGGUGUGCUUGUGGACUCCCUGCAUUGACGCUCAUUCAUAUUUUGUAUAUAUGUGGCUUUUAAAAGCGGCUCAAUGCAAUGUUGUGGUUUCUUGAGACGUUUCAGCACCUUACCAAGAGCUGUGGCUUUCCCAAUGUCCCACAUAUACUCGGCAUUGGUAAACUAGAUGUGUGCAAUAAUAGGGAUUAAAAAAAAAAAAGAAAAAAAAAAAAAGGUGUUGUCCUCCCGGAUGUUGUCCGUUCUUUGACACAAGCGUCUCAUCCUGCAUUACUUUGGUUUUGAGCAUGGCGGCUGGAUCAGCAAGCAGAUUGUUGCUAAAGCCAUCAACAGAUCCAAAACCAGCCCUGAGAGCGAGCAGAGCACAUCACAUGCAGGUCCGAGUGUUCAUCGACUCACCACACGAUACUCCCUGUGUAACCUGCGGUGUCAAAGAUCAUGCACAAUGGCAAUAAAAAAAACUAUUGGUUG